ACAUGCGGAAGUCGUAAUCGUGUUUACUGAUGACGUCGCUUCGGCAGCCGUGGACAUUUGUAGCUAGCUGUUGAUAAAGCUGCGAUUUAGGAACUUGGAACACAAAUGAUAGAACCAGGGAAUUCGAGAUAGGGUCGCGUGAGAGCAUGUUUUUGUUCCAACGUUCCACUCUUUAUUUAGUUCCGAGGAAACAAAGUAGGGAGACUUCUUUGAAGGAGUUAGCUUAGCGGCUGUGCAUCGUAGCAGCUGCGUUUGACUCUUCCCAUGAUGACAGUUCAUAGCUAAUGCUAAGUACAUCCAAACAAAGGACAAGAUGUUGGAGUCCUAUGUCACCCCGCUCCUGAUGAGUUAUGUGAACAAGUACAUCAAGAAUCUGAAGCCAUCGGACUUGCAGCUUUCCCUCUGGGGGGGAGAUGUAGUGCUCAGCAAGUUGGACUUGAAACUGGAUGUGCUAGAACAGGAAUUGAAGCUUCCUUUUACAUUCAUGAGUGGUCAUAUCCAUGAGCUGCGUAUUCAUGUUCCCUGGACUAAGCUGGGCUCUGAACCUGUCGUCAUCACAAUUAACACCAUGGAGUGCAUCCUGAAGCUGAGGGAUGGAGAUCAGGACGACCACGAGAGUGGUUCGAGCUCCACCAGUCGCAGUGUCUCAGAGAGUUCCAAGGCUGCCGGCAAGCCCCGCAGAGUCCAGCAGGCUGCCCCUAGUGACCCAGACUUGCCCCCAGGUUACGUGCAGAGUCUGAUAAGACGUGUGGUGAACAAUGUGAAUGUUUUGGUGAACAACUUGAUACUGAAGUACGUUGAGGAUGACAUUGUGUUGUCAGUCAACAUUACUUCAGCAGAGUGCUACACUGUCGACGAUGUGUGGGAAAGGGCCUUCAUGGACGUCACUGCUCCAGAACUUGUUCUUCGUAAAGUGAUCAACUUUUCUGAUUGUACUGUAUGCUUGGACAAACGGAAUGCAAGUGGCAAGAUUGAGUUCUACCAAGACCCGCUGCUGUAUAAAUGCUCUUUCCGAACACGUCUUCAUUUCACUUAUGACAACAUCAAUUCUAAGAUCCCCUCUGUCAUCAAAAUCCAAACCAUGGUGGACAGCCUGAAGUUGUCAAUUACAGAUCAGCAACUUCCCAUGUUCAUCCGAAUUUUACAACUGAUUAUUGCACUCUAUUAUGGAGAAAUCGGAGGGCACAAAGAACCAGAGCGAGAAGAGAGCAGCUCACAUGUCAGAGAAGCUUUAACAAAUUUGCCUGGAAUGGAUAUGGAUAUAGAGAACCAAGGACCAAGCCAGUACUCCAGUCAAGAAUUCUACAUGGACUCAGGCCUUCCUUCAGAUAGUAACCAGGGCUGGGUUUCCUGGGCUUGGUCCUUUGUUCCAGCCAUUGUGAGCUCGGAGGAGGACGAGGACGGUCUCUACCAGCAAAGGGAGACUGGGGGUGUUCCAAACAACCCCCAACAUCACACACCCAAAGAUCCUAUUGUUUCAAUAGGCUUCUACUGCACCAAGGCUUCUGUAACAUUUAAGCUGACAGAAUCUCAGGCAGAGAGCAGCUACUACAGUCCUCAGAAGGUGAAAUCAAGAGAGGUAUUGGGCCUGGAACAAGAGGGAAUCACUCUCGAGGUCCUAAUGAAAGGCGAGCCUUUCUUUAACUGUCAGAUUGGCUUUGUGGGCUGCAAAGCUCUCUGUUUGAAAGGCAUCAUGGGAGUGCAGGAUUUUGAAGAAAAUAUGAACCGACCUGAAGAGGAUGCAGUGUUCUUCAGCUGUGGUGACAGCCUAAGCAGCAAAGGAAUGACCUACCUUACAAACUCCCUCUUUGACUACCGCAGUCCAGAGAACAAUGGCGUCAGGGCUGAGUUCAUCCUGGAUUCUGUUACUCAUAAGGGGACCUACACGGAGAUAGCAGGCAUGCAGCGCUUUGGUGCUUUCCACUUGGAUUACCUCUACACAAUGGAGAACAGCAGCAGCAAAGAUUCUCAGGACUUCUCUGCAGUUCAUUCUGAAGAGGUACUGCCAGCUGUUGAAGAAGCAUCCAUGAAAAGACUUGUAGUUGGACCUUUGGACGUCAAGUUGCACAGUAGCGCUGUUCAUCGUAUACUCAAAAUGGUCACUUGUGCCAUGGACCAUGAAUACGAGCCUUACUGUAAACCACAACAAGAAAUAGUGGAGGAGAGUUGCGGUCCCGUCACUCCAGAAGAGAUAUCACGAUUAGAGGAAUUUAUCCCCACAAGACUCACUUGCCUCACACUCCUCCAAGCCUCAAUCACAGUUUGUAUGGCUGAAUUCAACCUUCUCCACAUGCUCAUGCCUGUCAUUAUUGGAGGCAAGGCCAAACCAGGACUGGUCAACAUUUCAGCGUUCCAGCCAGUACGCCCGCUACCAUCAGUUCAAUUCCAAGUGGAGCGGGUGAAUGUUGAACACUCGGUGCCAAUGUAUGCUCAGGAGUUGGUCAGCGCCGUUAGUGCUCUCAGUCAGCCUCCUGACAACCUUCUGCAUCACUGCUACGCACAUUUUUACCUCAAGAUUUUUGGGUUCCAGGCAGGUCUGACAUGCCAAGACAGUGCAGGCGGGUUCUCUCCCCUCCUGCCUGUUAUUCCAUCCUUCAGCACCGCAAUUUAUGGGAAGACGAUCCAGAUACCUGCAUGCUGGAGUAAAAGGUCUUCUGUCCUGACCACAGAGUGUAUUUUGGAGCUUCCUCACUUCACUUUGCAGGCCACAAGAGCACAGACACAUCUUCUCCAAGCAAUAUGGCAGAGUUGGACGCAUGGAAUGUUGAAUGGGACCCCCUCGCCACUCAGUGAAAGCCUUAUUAAUGAGGUUUACAAAGCUCCAGGUGUGAAAUCUCUAGGCUCGUCACCGACUCUUGAGGGUUCGCUCCAAAAUCUUGAGCUGAAGUUCUGCAGCCGCGCAACAGUGAAAUGCGCCUCUGGAACUGUGGGAGCUGUAAAAGUGUGUGCCAGGACCCCAGGCUCAGGGGAAGUUGUCAAGGAGAAGCUGGUUCCUCUCAUCCAGGGACCAUCCGAUACUAAGGAACUGCAUUUAAGGAAAUGGCUAAAUGAGAGUCGAAAACCUGAAUCACUUUUGGCUCCCGACCUGCUGGCAUUUUCUGUGCAGGUGCCACAGCAAGAAGAUGACUGCAGGAAUUCAGGUGCAGUUCUGUUGGCCAGUGUACAGGGUAUAUCUAUCAACGUGGACCCAAUCUUCUGCACGUGGCUUCUGCAUCAGCCUCAUAGAGGGGGCAACAGACAACCACAACAGAAUCCAGGUCCGGUGCCUUUGGCAAAACGAAGAGAGGAUGAGGUAUCGGUGGGCAGCACACCAUUAGUCCGGCAGCCCUCCAAUCAAGCGUCUGACUAUGCAAGCAGUCCUAUCAAAACCAAAACUUUCACUGAAUCCCGUCCGCUUUCCAUUCCUAUGAAGGUGAUGCCUGACACGACAGCGCCUGAGUCUUUGGCGACAUCGGAAGAACGAAUGAAGGAGCUCAUUGCUCAUGCAUGGGAUUCUGUUAAACGCCUAACGCUACAGUUGGAGCUGCAAUCAUGCUGUGUGUUCCUGCCCAGCGACAGCCUUCCGUCCCCAAGCACCAUCAUUUUUGGUGACAUUCCUGGUACAGUUCGUAGCUGGUACCACAACCAAGCAUCUAUGCCCGGAACACUUGUUGUUUGCCUGCCUCAGAUCAGUGUUCUCAGUGCUGGACACAAGUACAUGGAACCGGUGCAGGAGCUUCCAUUUGUGGUCUCCAAACCGAUCCUAGAAGAAGGUGAUGCAUUCCCAUGGACAAUUAGCUUAAGUCAGUUUAGCGUGUACACUUUGCUGGGCCAGCAGCGCAGCCUGAGCCUCCUCAAACCAAUGGGGUGUACCUCCACGCUGGCUGUCACAUCACACAAGCCGGCAAAUUGUUCAGAAGGAAGGCACUCUUUUGUCGUUUGCCUCCAUGUUGAUCUGCAGCCCGUUGGGGUCAAGUGCUCCAACCCUCAGGUGCAGCUGUUGUGCAAGCUCUAUCUCAGCUGGACGUCUACAUGGGCUCGUCUCCAGAAGCAUGGCAUCUUUCGUCAGUCGGCCAGUAUACCCGAGCCCAGUGCUGGUGCUGCUCCAUCCUCUUCAGUACACAGCAGUGCUGGUACAGCUCUGCCUGACACAAGCACCUAUAGCCCUUCUGCAGAUGUUGGAUCUCCUACUGAGGGUGAUUCAGUACCAGGAGGUGAUGAUGGCCCAUUUGCUGACACAGUGACCCUGGAACAGAAAACUAGCAACAUCGGUGGAACUAGUGGAAAAGUCAGCCUCUGGAUGCAGUGGAUGUUACCCAAGGUUCUUGUUGAACUGUUUGCUCCGGACCCAAAAAUCAAGACAGAAGUCUGUGUGGUCAGUGAACUAGAAGACCUGAGUGCCUCAGUAGAUAUCCAGGAUGUAUACACGAAGAUCAAAUGUAAAGUUGGCAGUUUCAACAUUGACCACUACAGAUGCAGUACGGAGGAGGGUGUUCGUCACAGCUGUGGAGGAGUGGUCCUUUCUUGCACUGACAAGCUGAACAGGCGCACUGUGCUGGUUCGACCGGUCAGCAAGCAAGAGUCUUUCUGCCAAUUUUCUGGCUUUUUCCCUCCUACGGCAGCCAAGGUCCUGGAAGGCUCUCACCAGCAACAUGGAUUCUUGUCUAUUACCUACACGCAGGCUGUCACUAAAAAUGUUCGGCAUAAACUCACCACUAGGCCAGAGCGGCCAACGCGCAGCGCUGAUCCGCUAGCAGAUGGUUCACCACAGUACCUGCGAGAAAUCCUUCUGACAGCUCAGCCCUUUGACAUUGUGCUGUCAUGUCCUUUAUUAACUACUGUUGUUGGAAUAUUUCAGACGACAGUACCAAGACGCUACAAAGACCGUGGAAAGUCAGCAGGCCAGCCAAUGCGGAACCACACGUUGACAUCGCGAUGUUUGCCUCUUAUCUACAUCAACACCAAUCUGAUCAGGGUUUUCUGCCCUCGAGCACCUGACAAAACUGCCACACCAGAUCGCCACGUGAAUAAGGAAGACACAUUGGUGCUUAAGUUGGGGUCCCUUAGCAUGGCUCCUCAGGCAGAUAACCCCCUAGCUCGCACAGUGCUUCGCAAGGACCUUUACCAACGUGCAUUAAACCUCGGUAUCCUGCGUGACCCGGGCUCGGAGGUUGAGGACCGUCAGUACCAAGUCGACCUUCAGUCCAUCAAUAUUGGCACAGCUCAAUGGGAGCAACUCAAGCCAGAGAAGGAAGGAAUGAAAGGAGGGGUAUCUGCAGACGGUGAGAGGAACUCCCAGAACCCAGCCCUGGAGUGGAACAUGGCCAGCAGUAUCAGGAGGCACCAGGAGCGUCGGGCCAUUCUGACCCCCAUUGUGACUGACUUCUCUGUCCGAGUGACCGCUGCUCCCGCCAUCAUCUUCAGCAAGAAUCUCUCCCUUGAUACUGGCCAAGCAGAGGACUUAGUGGUGUGUGGCCAUUCCCUUGAAGUUAAUGUGACCAGCAGUCUGGAUUUUUACCUAAGUGUUGCUCAGGUGCACCUCCUUCAACAGCUUGUCAGAGACAACUUGGGCGGCAUGGAAACUCCUCUGCAAGGCACGGAGAUGCUUAAACAUGAGCAGAAGCAGAGCAGACGAGGCUCCUUUCCAGGCAUCGACGCUUCAUCUCGUCACAGCGGAAACGGGCAGGACAGUGGCUUCGGCAGCGAUAGUGCUCGCAUCCGAAUUGUCCAGAUAGAGCAGCAGAGUGGGACCAGUCACCACUGCAUAGCCAGGCCCUCGCAUAAAUCUACCAUUAUCAAAAACCUCAACUUCAUCCCCUUUGACAUUUUUCUUACUGCUAGUAGACUGUCUGUCAUGGCCUAUGAAGGCUCCAUUUCCCCACAGGCUCCCACUUCAUUAGACAGCACACAGGAUCGGAAAGAGCCCGUGGAAAAGGUAGGAAAGAGUGCUCUGAACCAGCCUGAAAUCCUGUCCGAGUCUGCUCCAGCAUCUGUCUCAGCAUCUCCAGAGCCUACUGCCCACAUUACGCUGACAGAACUGACUGCCGAGGACAUCCUCAACAGCAAUGUCUCUCAGCCUGUCUCCCCGAUGCUGAGAGGCAGUUGGCUCUCCCUGAACUCCCAGUCAACCCCCAGCCGCUCCUCAGCACGCCAGGCGCUGGGGGUGACAAUUGUUAGGCAGCCUGGAAGAAGAGGGGCUGCUGACCAAGUGCUGGAACCGUUGCUCUACCUGCAGUUGAUCCAACCUUCUGCUCUUCUCAGUUGCCACCACCGCAAGCAGAAAAUGGAGUUCUCUGUGUUUGAUGUGGCAUUAAGAGGAGUGGCUUCAGACUACAAGUGCCUAGACCAAGGGAAGAUUUUGCCUGAGUCUCUGGAUUAUAAUGUGUGCUGGCUCCAGACAGCAGCGGGUGACGUAGACAGUGAGACAGGCAUCCCUCCACCUCUGCUAUGCCUUCAGAUUAAAGACUUCCUUAAUGGACCUGCUGAACUGAAUUUACAGUUCUCUCGCCCCUUGAAAAUCACCCCAACACUGGUCAAACUGGAGCAGACCAAAGCCUACCUGAAGAAAAUCUUGCCAAACCACACGUGGAACACCGCCACCCCGCAUUCAUCCCCUGUAAAAUUGCCAAGCAGGGCCUUUUCCCCACCCCAUCAAAGUCCAGGCCUGAGUAAAGCCAGCAGCAUUGAUGCCUUGGCUUUGUCCUUCCACAAGGUCUCUGUCCAAACUACACAGAUUGUGGUUGUCCUGGAGACGGAAGCCCAUCCAAUGAAGCCCAGCGUGACUGUGUCUGUGUCAUCUCUGAUGGGUAAUCUCAACUUGAAGUUAGGCCCAAGUAUUGAGGAUGCUGUACAAUCUGCUUCUGUGCAGCUGGAGCUACAAGAUGUGCUGAUGAGAACAGGGCUGAAGGACAGAAGCCAUCUCCUACUUGGGCCCUUUUCAUGCAGCAGCUCUCUGGAGGCUAGGUGGUGUCGGCACAGUGGUAGUCCUGGACCUGAGCCUGGUCCCCCUAAGCUGCUUCUGGACCUGAAAGGAGGCCUGCUCCAGGUUUUCUGGGGACAAGAACAUCUAAAUUGCCUGAAGUUGGUGAUGGAGCAUCUACAAACUUAUCAUGCCACACAGAAGGGGGACUGUGUAGAAAACUGCUCUCAAGCAAAGACCUUCCAGGCCCAGCCACCACCCUCUCCAGCUUCUCCUUGUUCUCGCUCUGAACACAGCUCUGAUGACCUGCGAACAGGUCACUUUCAGUACAUCCAGGACUCAGCUGCCCAAAAAUGGCCAGGUCCACAUGAGGUUGUGUUCCACAGUGAGACAGAGGAUAGCCCAGGACUAAUGCUGUGGCGGUAUCCUGAACCUCGUGUCCUUACCUUCAUCAGGAUAACUCCAGUUCCUUUCAAUACCACAGAGGACCCAGAAAUCAGUACAGCUGACCUAGGAGAUGCCUUACAGGUGCCAUGCAGCUUAGAGUACUGGGAUGAGCUCCAGCAGGCCUUUGUUCUGUAUCGGGAUUUCAGCCUGUCGGAGAGCCGUGCCUGCCAGCUACAACUUCCUAGCCUCAGCUUCACUGAUCAGCAGAAGGAGCUAGUGGCCUCAGAUGUUUGGAGGAUUGUCCUAAAUAAUAACAGUGAAGCAGGAGAUGAGCAAAGUUCAGAUAGUGAGUCUGGCUCACAACUACACUGCGAUCAGUUGGUAUCACCCAUGGCCCUUGCAGCGUGCACCCGUGUGGACUCCUGCUUUGCACCUUGGUUUGUCCCCUCAUUGGGUGUGUCCCUGCAGCUAGCACACAUGCAAGUUCACUUCUGCAACCAUCUAGAACAACUGGUCAAAGCUCCUUCUCAGAAGCUUCGACCCUUCCUAUCAGAUAGGAAGUUACCUAAGAAACAAGAGUUCAUGGUUAUUGGUACGUGGGAACCACAGGUCAUCUUGCGUCAGUGGACGAGUGGACCAAGGCGUUGUCAGGAAUUCAACUUUUCUACCCAGCUAGACUGCAAGCUGCUGGAGUAUCGAAACCUAACACACCUCCAGGUGCUUCAGCCCUGUCUAAUACAGGGCCAGGCCACAGCCACAUGUUGUCCCUCAAGCAUCGUGUGGGAUGCAAACAUCUUUAUGGAACCUAUGUUUGCCACAGUCAGUCAGUAUGCCAUCCAUACGUUGGACACUGUCCUACAAAGCUGGAAACAGAAUGGAAACCCAGAGGCUGAGGAACUAGUUUACAGCCACUAUGUCAUCUGCAACGAUACCCAUGAGACUCUGCGCUUUGGCCAGGUUGACACAGACGAGAACGUGCUGCUGGCAAGCCUCCACAGCCACCAGUACAGCUGGAGAUCCCACAAAUCUCCCCAGCUGCUCCACAUCUGCAUCGAAGGUUGGGGCAACUGGCGCUGGUCAGAGGCUUUUAGUGUGGACAAUGUGGGGACCCUGCUCAGGACCAUUGAGUACAAAGGCCGCACAGCUUCACUCAUCAUCAAGGUGGUGCAGCUUAACGGUGUUCAGAAACAGGUGAUCAUUUGUGGGCGCCAGGUCAUGUGCAGCUAUCUGACUGAAGACAUUGAGCUUCGGUUGGUGCAGCACUAUGUUGGCCCCGAUGCUCAGACAGUGGUCAGAGAACACUGUGACUGCCUGGUGGCCGGGACCAAGUUGCCUUCUUAUAUUCUGGAAGAUGCCGAGCUGACAGAGUUGUGUGUGAGGGCCAGAGGAGAUGACGAGUGGUCCAAGGAUGUGCAGCUGGAGAAGAAGGACAAGAGCACCAGCAGCUCGGUUGUACAGGUGCCAUGUUCUGCUGGUUCUUUGCUCUUUGUGUGGUGUAAUCUCAUUACUAUUGAGCCUGAGUCCCAAAUGCAGCAAAGAGUGGUUGUUUUUAGUCCACUGUUUGUCAUGAGGAGCCAUUUGCCAGACCCAAUAAUCAUCUGCAUUGAGAAGAGAAGCCUGGGACUGAGAGAGAGCCAGCUGGUUCCAGGACAGGGCCAUGAGGAGCCCCUAUUCAACACUGAAGCAGACCUCACACAUCACCUCACUUUUCAGGCCAGCGAAGAUAAGGACGCGUCCCACUGUGCUGUGCCCAUCUCCACAAGCGUAAUCAAACAGAUAAUGGACAAGAAUGGCGUUGAGGAUCCCUCGGAACACAUUCUGGCUGAUUUCUAUGGUCAAAAGAUCUCAACUGGGCCACAAUGGCCGUACAUCUCCAAAGACAAUACCGGGUCAGUGCCAGAGCACCUUGCCCAGUGGGACAGUCCCAUGCAAGUAAAGUUAUCCUGCUGGAAAUUGGGCCUCAGCACCCUGCUUGUGGAGUUGCUGCCCUGGGCCCUGUUAGCUAAUCACUCCCAGUGGGAUCUGUGGCUUUUUGAGGGUGAGACCAUCGUGCUGCAGAUACCAGCUGGCAAGGUCAUAGUACCUCCUAACUUCAAGGAAGCUUUCCAAAUUGGCAUCUAUUGGGCUCAAACAAACACGGUCCACAAGUCUACAGCAAUGAAACUUGUUCAUGAUCUAACCUCACCUCGAUGGAAGGAGGGCAAAGAUUCAGAGUUGGUGACCUUGGAUGAGGAAGGUUAUGUAGAGGCAAACAUCACCCUUGGAGCCCUACCUGGUAGACAGAAGCUUUGCCAGUUCUGUGUAUCAUCUACGAUAAAACAUGGCAUCCAGAUUCUCCAAAUAGAGGACAGAACAAUCCUUGUCAACAGCACUCCUCACACGAUAUACUACAGACCAUUGCUGACUGAUCACAGGCUGGGAAUUGAUAACCAGGCUUGUGAAGUACCGGAGACUACGGCAUUCACUCUGGCUCCGUCUCAGACCAAACCCUUCUCUUUGCCAUGCUGGGAUCUUCUUCAAACCAGCGACCAUGGAAAAGUGGAAUUCCCCUUGCCAGUGAAAUGCAUACUUUUCAGCUCAUUAUCAAGGCCCGAUGCCAAACAUGGGUCCACGGCAUGGAGCCUCCCCGCACUCAUCCGACCAGACUUCCUCAGGCAAUGUGUGGCGGUUCCUGGUGAAACAAACUCCAGGGGUGGCCUCUGCAGCAGACCCAUAGUCUUGGCGUACCAGGAACACCUCGGCGUGACGUACAUUACUCUAAAUGAGGAUCCUUGCCCUCCCAUGCUGGUGCACAACAAAUGUCCUGUCCAAAUAUUGCUUAAGGAGAAUGUCAAGGAUACUCCCAGGACCGAGGUGUUUUGUUGUCCUGUUCCUGCAAAUAGCUCUGUGCACUAUGAGCUCUACCAUCACUUUUCUACUUUCCCUGACUGCAGACAGAAAGAACCACUGCCCACUUUGUUGCUAAAAACCACUGCAGAUGUGGGCAGCAAAGACUGGACUGACCCUAUUGAUAUCAACAGUCCUGGUACUCAGGUGGUCUUCCUGCCAGGUUUUGGUUGUCUCUACAUUGAUGUGGGCUACGAUAGAGGAACCUUGGUUCUGACUCUAUCACCAGAGGGCGAUGUAGAUUCUGUAAUCGACCAACACAGAAGCUCAACUAAGCUGUCCUUAACUGUCCUUCUGAGUGAAGCAAGCGUGGUGUUGAGUGAUGACAUCACUAGCCCCUCAGGUUCAGUAGAGCUGUUAAGACUCACACUCACCAACCUUUUCCUAAGACUGGCCCCAGCAACCACCACCCUGUCUCGUGAAGUGACCCUCGAGUCCAGAGCAGCUCCAGCGUCCAUUUUUCCGCUGAUGCCCGACUCCACUCUGAUCGAGGUUUACUGCUUGUGCCUGCAAGUGGACAACCAGCUGUACAACCGUGCAAGUUUCCACUUCCCCGUGCUGCUAUGCCAAGAGCAAAAGGGGGGAGCCGAGCUCGGAAAUCAGUGGCGUAACCACGACAUUCCCACGGAGACUUCGGAACUCCUGGAGGAGUUUAAAAAGUCCUGUUUCCUCCAGCUGAGGCUGAUCCUGGCUGCGGACAGAUGCACUCUAGAAGAGGUGAACUUCCAAGUCCAGCCUGCUCGAGUAUACCUUGAAGACACAUUUGUUUACUAUGUCAAAACCCUGUUCCACACCUUCAUUCCUGAAGCUGCCAUUUCCUCAGUUAAGCCUCAGAAGCCUAAUGUAGUGUCGGGAUUGGACCCCGCUGUCCCUGAGCAGGUACUUCAGUCAAUACAGGCUCUCGUACAUCCCGUGCGUCUCCAAAGGCUUACUAUUCAGCCAAUCAACCUGCUUGUCAGCAUCCAUGCGUCCCUCAAGCUCUACAUUGCUUCCGACCACACUCCCCUCGCCUUCUCCUUGUUUGAGAGAGGACCGCUCUGCACGACAGCCAGACAGCUCGUCCACGCUCUGGCCAUGCAUUAUGCUGCCGGGGCCCUCUUCAGAGCUGGCUGGGUCGUUGGGUCUUUAGAGAUUCUGGGCAGUCCUGCUAGCCUGGUGCGCAGCAUCGGUAACGGCGUGUCCGAUUUCUUCCGCUUGCCGUACGAGGGUCUGACUCGUGGACCUGGUGCCUUUGUCAGUGGCGUCUCUCGGGGGACAACUUCCUUCGUAAAGCACAUCUCAAAAGGGACCCUGACAUCCAUUACCAACUUAGCGACCAGCCUAGCCCGAAAUAUGGACCGUCUCUCUCUGGAUGAGGAGCACUACACCAGGCAAGAGGAGUGGAGACGGCAGCUUCCAGAGAGUCUGGGGGAAGGACUCAGGCAGGGACUCUCGCGACUUGGUAUUAGUUUGUUAGGAGCAAUAGCCGGCAUCGUGGACCAGCCCAUGCAGAAUUUCCAAAAGAACUGGGAGACGCAAAGCACAGCUGGUAGCAAAGCCAAAGGCGUCAUCUCUGGCAUGGGGAAAGGAAUUGUGGGAGUUUUCACGAAACCCAUUGGAGGAGCAGCUGAACUCGUCUCCCAAACUGGAUAUGGUAUCCUCCAUGGAGCAGGACUGUGGCAGCUUCCGAAACAACUUUACCUGCCAACGGAGGAGAAAUCUGCCGAAGCCCCCAACAGUCACCUUAAAUAUGUUUGGAAAAUGCUGCAGUCAUUAGGGCGACCGGAGCUGCACAUGGCACUGGAAGUUACUAUUGUCAGCGGGUCUGGACAGGAGCACGCUGGGUGUCUGCUACUUACCUCGGAGGUUCUCUUUGUGGUCAGCCUCAGCGAGGACACACAGCAGCAGGCCUUCCCCAUCACAGAGGUGGAGUGUCAUCAAGAAGCCGGACAGCAAGGGCAGCUCACUCUCACAUUGCAGCAGCAGACAGUAGCCAGUGAGACAGAGGGCGAAGGUGUGCGAGAGCGUCUUUCAGAGCUGCAGUAUCAGCGUCUGGUAGAAUACAUCAAGCGAGCCUCCCACUAUUUUCCUCCCUCCGCUUCGUCACUACAGCUGCAGCCUCCGGUGACGCUCGCUGAGCCGCCGACCUCCGUCGCCAAGUCUUACCGCUACCUGGUCGAACCUGCUUUUGCCAAGGUUUUCGUCAGCAAGUUCACCAUGGUAAAGGAUAAAGCCUUACAGAUUGGAUUCCAUUAAUAUGUUGUGAGAACUUCUGCACUUUUUAACUGACCCAAUAAGAACUAUGCUUUAUAAGUGUAUACCUUGUGUGUUAAUACACCUCUCAAAAAUGCCUUUGUACAUCUGUAUUUUGUGCUCAGCAGCCCUAUGUAGGACAUAAAAGCGAGAGUAAAUUAAGCAACAAACACCAGCUGCCAACCAAAUGAUGUAAUGUUUCACAGUAACACUGUUUGUCACUGUACACUGACGCUAAGCCCUCGUGUUUUUGCCUUUUAAAACAUUAUUGUACCCCUGGGUUCUGUGUAAGGUUUUGCUACUAUGCCUUUAAAAUUAUAUUUGGACACAAUUUCUAAUAAAAACAAUGUAUUUAUCACAAAUCACUGGGCAGAUUUGUGUAUUUUGGUCAUUUGUAUGUUCUUUUUACAUGUUUUUGCCUCCCACCAAGAGGAGAGACAACUGUUUCCUUUGGUUUCAAAUGCGUUUGAGUAACCCUGCAACACCUCAUUUGCGUUUUUGUGUUUACUUCCCGUGUCGUGAUCGGGAGGAGUGCUGUGAGGUCGACCGGUGGCUGUGUCUGCUUCCUGUUGACCUCACACUGCUGUCGGAGGAUGCUGAAAUGAAAGAGUAGUUUUGGUUCCAGUUCUACUGUAUAAACCAUGACAUCCCAUUGAGGCAGAAAGGCUUGCUUGGGAGCCACUUGGGCUUUAACUGCCAGGUUAAAUAAGAUUUUUGGAAACCAAAUUGGUUUUUACAAGUUUAAUGGGUGUCUUUUGUUUGUCCGGUUACAAAGACGAGUUACAUAUGUUGACAGAUUUGACCUGAUAUCCCUUCGUAAUCAGUAAUCAUACAUAAUCUGCCCGUAAUCCUGAUAUACAGCAAUUGUUAAACUGUGCACCAAAACUAAAAAGUCGUUGCCCAAGGAUUCAAAUCGUUUUCAGGAUGAAAGAAUCGCAAGCGUUAAUGUAACAGUCCGGAUCGGAGUCACCCACAGCCCUUAAAGCAGUAAUGUGAUGUAAGGUUGGCCAACCAUGUUUUUGAAUAAUAUCAAUGGCUAAACAGUUAUAAGCAUAUCUUCGGUUUUUGUUUUUUUUUUUCUUACGCAACCCUUCUAGAUUCUUUGUUUAACCCAUAGCAACGCCCUUGACAACGAAAAUGCUUUUCUUCGGCAAUCUUCGGAAAUUACGUCACACCGGGAAGUGCGAGGGAAGUCCGCCAUAGAACAGUAUUUGUUGCAUUGCUUCUUGGUAAGAUGCCAUGGCGGUGUGUGGCGAUGUUUUGUUCUCACUCAAACGAAAAGUUGUAUGAGUGGCCAAAGGAUAGCAGGGCACGUAAAUGGACAUCUUUCGUUCGCACGAAGCGAAUGAAUUUCACGCGAUCAUCGAGUAGUGUUCUCUUCUGCAAACACUUCGAAGAUGCCUGCUUCCUUAACCAAUCUGCUUAUGAUCAAGGAUUUGCCAAAAAGUGUGAUUUUUGGAUAGAUGACUGAUAACUUUGUCAAAGCAGAGCUGCCAACUGUUGUGGAAUGUACAGUAGAAGCUAGCGACGUUAGCCGAAAGCCAACUCGUGGCAAUAGUCGUGGCAUAGUUGUUGUUGUGUUCGCUAGUGUUACGUCCCAAGGACGGCUCGCGAAGGGUGUAACAUAAAACGAGCCACACAAUUUCACAAGUGGCACAAAUUUAUUUACACAACAAUCGAACUCGCAAUGAAUAUGUACAAAAUGUGGAUGAAGCGUGGCUUCAGGGUAAACCCAGGCCAAAACAACAAACAAAAGGAAUCUACACUACAUGAAAAAGAACAAAGAAAAGACAGCCACUAACCUAGCUUCUUACGCUAAACAAAACAGGAGAAAAUCGGUUGAACAGAAAUGGCGACUUACCCCUACUUGCUUCAGUGCUCUUAUUUACAGUGGUGAACAAAAACAAUCCAAUAACGAAUAAACACAAAAGACCUCAUCGAAAAAGCGGGAGUGUAUCAGACUAGCGAUCAAAUGCAAAUGAGCGUGAAUGGCGAGCAAACAGCUGGCGAGGAGGACCGCGGCAGAAUCCUGUCAAAUGCGACCUCCCAGAGCGUUGACAGCGGCAGGUUUGUUUGCGUGUUGGCAUUGAGUCAAUCUCGCAGCGAAUCAGCAAGCGGCUCAAGUCACGCAGUGAAUCAUGGGAAAUGUAGUCUCGGGACAACACUGAAGUGGUGCUUUGUAAUCUGUUCGCUUGUGUGAAAAAACUACAUUUCCUCACGCCAUUAGACGACACUUCCUGCCGAGAGCCCCAGCUACUGUUAGCUCCAUGUGUUAAUAAAGAAACAAAGUUGUCAGCACAUCGUGUGUUCGAUACAUUUGUCAACAAAAAGCUCAUAAUAAGACACUAUGCACAAUCCGUUUAAGAGACGCUGGGACUGGAAGAAAUAGUAGCUGGUAGUACGAGGCGAGGCGGAGAUGAGCGAGAAGCAAAACUUCGCGGACGAAUGUGGCGGCAGUCCGCUAUUAUUUUGUUUUAUUAUUGUUGCCACAAUAAAGUGGAGAAAGCCAUCAAGGACUCAUCUCCUUCUUUCCCCCCAACGUUUUUAUAUUAUUAAUUUAUAUGCACGAGAGCUGCCGGAUCUGCCAAAAUGAACAUGCAGUCUGAUUAUUAUUUUUUUAAACAAUGUCAUCAGAUAGACAAAAACAUAAAAUUAUGUGCAAAUGCCUGCAUCUUCAAAUCAUGAAAAUAAUAACAGCCUAUAUCUUACCAAUCUUGUAAUCUCGAUGGGUCUUGUCUCCAUUCCAUGUCAGGUAGUCUAGGCACAUUGUUUGCAUCUUGAUUAGCGUCUGGCUAAUACAUCUUAGGUCCAACAUAAAAUUCCAACCUCCUCUUCUCCCUCCAACCCUUCAAAAACUUGGAUCUCCUCCCUUGCGCUCGAUCUAUCGCUUAUAUCGCUGUUUGAAUCAUUGUUUGAAGGGCUUUGUAUGGCGGCCAUAUGGAGCGCUGCCAUCGCUGUUCUCGGUGUGAUGUAUCACUUCCGGGUUCGUCCCCUUUCAGGCUCGAACUUCGGAAACGCGAUUAUUUUGUCAAAUAUACAACAUAUAAAUUUUUUUUUCAUGCUUUAUUUGUUGGACAAUGUUUAAUUACUUUACUUGUGACCCUAUUUGACAUGUUAUGAAAUUACUUCACAUUUCUGCUUUAAAGGGGCUCGACUUCAAAAUUAAAGCCAAACUAAGUAUUGCUUUGACAUGCAUACAUCAUUUGUUGGGCUUUUAUUGUGAUGUUGGACGACGUGUUUCCAAGAUUGAAGCGGCGAGCAUUUUGGUGACGUUAUGCAGUGGCUACGAUGGUCGGUGGAAAUAUUGGAUUGUACAUAAAACGAACCAAAGACUGAGGACCCUUGUCCAUGAGGACUUUGCUGCUAUAUAACCUGAUUGCCUGGAACAAACAUUGCAAGUCAAGGACGUUGAUUUUUCUGCCUGAAGAACAUAUUCACAAGAUGCCCUUUUUUUUUUUCAACGUAAAGUGCAUGUUAUAGGUAUU
Messenger RNA from Corythoichthys intestinalis (scribbled pipefish), 15888 nucleotides. Its product is annotated as intermembrane lipid transfer protein VPS13B-like. Lineage: Eukaryota; Metazoa; Chordata; Actinopteri; Syngnathiformes; Syngnathidae. The coding region runs from base 314 to 12406 and encodes 4030 amino acids. The transcript is spliced from 68 exons. The record is from RefSeq and is a predicted model, not a curated record.